GGAUGUCAAUUUCUGACGUUUUGUGAAAAUGAUAUGUAACUCAGUUGGAAGUAUGAUAAUCGUGAAGUCGAUUCUGUUAAUGUAUUUAUUUGAAAAUGUGGCACAUGCUUGUAAAAAAACAUUUGAGAAAGUUCCCCGUGGAAAGCCAGAUAUUGCUAACUGCGUGGCAGAUGCUAAAAGUGCCGUGGAGCAGUACUUUUUGAUAAGGAAUGGGUUUACUCUAAGUUUAAUAUGGAGUGAAACAGGAGACGAAGAAGACAUCGAUCCGUACGAUUAUUAUAAUAUACAAGUGGUGGCAGACAGAUGGUCAGACCCAAGUGAUUACGAAAACGGGCGCUCUCCAAACUCCUUUAACAUCCAAAAAUUCAUGAAUAGUAAAAGAUCUAUACUAGUUACUGCUUACGAGGGAACGGUAGGACUUUACCGAUUACGAACUACAUACACACCGUGUGAUAUCUUUAAACAAAAACUCUCAGCCGUAACGAAGAACUGCUUUUUUUAUAUUAAACCUUUACCACCUAUUGCAGUGAUACGAGGGGGGGUUCACAGAGUAGUACCGGCAGAUGAACAACUUGUUUUCCAUGCCGAUUAUUCGAUGGAUUUGGAUGAACGUUAUAGGGAAAUAAACACCCCACGUUCUUUGAGAUUCAACUGGUCGUGCACGCAGACGAUUGGUUCAUUCUGUAGCAGAUCAUCUGUGAACGAUAAGGCGUAUUUUGAAGUACCAAAACAACAUGUUUUGAAAGGUGACUUUAUUAAUGCGACGGUAGAAGUGACUUCAACACGAUUUCAACGUAGCAGUACAUUUCAAGUCGCAGAAGUGCGGCCUAUGGCCAUCCCUUUGACAAUUGUAUGUAGGAAAAAUUGCCCUCCUGCGAGUGAUGCACCAAAUAUCCAAUCCAUAACGUUUUUUCUCGCUCGUUGCCUGUCGAAUUGUACUGAAACUGAAGAAAAUAACCUUAUUUGGGAAAUCAAACCAGUGAAAGAUGAUCCUGGUUUCAAAUUUGACUACGAUCGUGAUACCCAGUUUGGAAGGAAUGGGCCUAAAUUUAUAAUCAAUAAAAACGUCCUUAAAGCGGGCACAGAUUACUACAUAUCGGUGAGAUUUAAGGAUAGUACUGUGGGUCAAGCAAAAAUGAUUGUGAAAUAUGCGAAAAUUCCACUGGUGACCAGUUGUGAAACCCAGCCAUCAUCAGGAAUAAGUCUGCGGACGUGGUUCAGGCUUCGUUGUGAGGAACAACCACCCAUUGACAAAAACAAUUUCUAUUACUUGUUUAUAAACGAGGCAUUGACUGAGUAUGUAGUGGACGGUUACUACCCAGACGUAUUUAGAAUAAAAUUCCUCUUGCCGCCUUCAAAAGGGCGUAAAUUUGUAGUUAAAAUUGUGGAAGGGAGCGGACCGGCCAUAUUUUUAAAUGUAAAUCCUGAUGUGAGGGCAGCAUCUGAGGGUAAAACAACAGCCGAAAUUUUGGAGAUCUACCAAAAAUUCGUGAACGGCAGUCACGGUAUGAGUGUUUCCCAGUUACUUUUGAGUAAGAAACCCGAGUUUAAAGAGGAAGGAAUUAAGAUAUUUCAAGCUUUGGUCAACGAAGUAAUCGCCAAUGAACCUAUAGACGAAACGUACGAAUUUGUGAAAAACAUCACUUAUUCCGUUGUUAAAGAUCUUCUGAAGUCGCCACCAAAUGACACGUUGCAGUUGGUCACUGUUAGCGAGUCUGUUACUAGAAUGCUCGAAUAUCACGACCUGGCAAAAUCAGACCCUUUACUCGCAAGAUUUGCGUCAAAAGUGUGCAAGUAUAUGAUAGACGCACACGCCGACGAGAUAAAAAGACAGAAAUUUCCACUGAAUUCUGAAGCACAGUUUAACAGAGUCGGAACCGUUUUGACCAAGUGUAUGGAGGCCAACGUGCGAGAAAAUUUCGAUAUUAUUAGACCGGUGUCAUUUAAUAUUACAGUACUUGAUUUGGACGCGCCAUCGGUAGAUGGAGUAGUAGUUUCUGAAUAUUAUCCCAAUUACAUUGAUUUUGACGAGAUGUAUGGGAAACAUUUGGACAACUUGAACGAGAUUACAAACACCGUAAUUGACUCCACUGCGAAAGCAGCGAAGUCCCUAGCACUGGCUACAGCUUCAGGAGAACACUUUGCAAAAACCUCGGGAAAAUACUCAGCCACCCUUGUAGCUAAGGACGAAGGAGAACAUUUAGCUGUAACUAAAAUACAACUACUGGAUGUAGUUUUAAUACCGUCUCACGAUUUCGAUAACCAGGAACAUAAGUUCGACAUCAUUAUGUCUAGUUGGUCUAAAGACAUAAUGUGGUGGAAUUUAAAGCAGACUCGCGUAUCAACAAACAUUCUUAGCGUGCAGUUUUGGCAUUCUUCUUGCAAGAAACGCAUCAAGCGUUUCAAGUCUCCUGUGAACUUAUUAAUGAGCAUGACCGCUUCAGACACCUUCAAUGAAACCUUGAUUGAAAGUAAUGUUACCAUUCCCGAAGAAUAUACUCUUAUAUCUGGUGAAAAAUUAAAUCCGUAUAUACGCAUUCAUAGGAUUGGAAUCAUCGCACUGUCUGUUGUACAUAUCAAGUUUGAAAGAGUAUCGUAUUUGGAUGUGUUUGACGUAGUUGUUACGAAGUUUGAAUUUCCAUCUAGCAGCAAUUUCGUUGUGAACGAAACGAUCAAUACUCAGGACGAUAGCUAUUACUUACGGAUUAUAAAUUACGAAAAGUACGAUAUUUGGGGUUAUUUGGCGAUUUUGCCCAGUAAGCGGGAUCUUUAUCACAGUAGAGCGCGUGUGAUGAAGUACAAAGUGACUUUUUUGACUUCAUUUUGUCUGCGCUGGGAACGCAAAGAUAAAGUGUGGAAGCCAUCAUGCAGACCGGGGUUAGCGACUACUCUUAAAGUUAUUAAUUGUGAAUGUCUACAUUUCUCUGUUCUUGCGGGGUAUUUGCAAAAUGCGGAAUCCUUGACACAGGAAUUGUCACCGAUUGAAAUUUUACUGGAUCUGGAUUCUUGCUACAUUAUUUUUAUUACUCUUUCUAUAACGGUGGCAGUAUAUUGUAUCCUACUCAUUUUACUCGCUGUCAGGCAAAAACCUCCAGUGUACUAUUUAAGUGAUAACUCGCAAGAUGACUUGUAUGCGUAUUUGUUAAUUGUUAGAACCGAGAACAGAAGGAAUGCAGGUACUACAUCGAACGUGAUGGUAAGACUCAGCGGCACAAAAGGCUCGAGCGAGCCACACGUACUCAAUUACCCCGAUCCGAAACUACGUUUGCUGCAAAAACAGGGUGAAGAUAUGUUUAUGUUGACUACCCCAGAACAUUUAGGAAAACUUCAAGGAAUUGAAAUUUGGUACGACUGCACCGGAGCAAGCCCUUCGUGGUACUGUAGAGAUAUCCUCGUUCACGAUAUGCAGAAAGACACACAAUGGUACUUCAGAGUAAAAACUGACUUUAGUGUUACCAACGGAGUUGCCUAUUUAGUAUCAUUUCCAACAGAAUUCAGUGAACAAAGAAACAUUUUUUCUCGCCUGAAAAUCUGUACCCAUUUCCACACGUGGGAACUGUGGGCGAUGGAAAAAAAUUUUUCUUUUACUGCAAGACUGACCGUUGUUUUUUCAAAUAUUGUGAUGGUUUAUACCAUAGUGCUCGCGUUACAAGGUGUACCUGCUUUAGAUCUGAGAGAUAGUUUUGACGAAUACCAGAGCUUCUAUAUUUCCAAAGAUGCUUUGAACAUAGCUGUAACCGCGGGCUCGUUGUCGUUUCUGAUUCACAUUAUCAUUGCCUGGAUUUUUCGCAUCUCGAGCAGUAUGGAAUUUUUUAUUUGCAGAAGGAGGGUGGAACGUGUACUCGACUUCAGCAUAUUCUGCUGGAUUGUACUUGGCUUGUUAGUUGCAUUUUCUAUAACGUCGCUGGUUUUUUUCGGAUUUUGGGUGCCGUUCCACAGUAGUUUGGUUUGGCUGAUUAGCUGUAUCAUGGCCAUUUUCUUUGACGUAGUCGUGUUAGAAAACCUUUUUAUUCUUGUGCAGGCAUUCAUCUGUAAUUUUAGAUUGUCAAUUUUUGUCGAAGGCGGCUACAAUAAAAUUGUGAAAUUUGUGGAGAGUGAACGUCUGGAAUUGCACACAAAAUUUGGAACGACUUUAUUACGACCAUACAUGAGUCACUUAUACAGGCCGUUGAGAGCUAUGCAGAUUACUAAACGAAGAAUAGUGGGAAACUUGAGGGCUGGUAUUUACAAUGAUUUGGAAGACUUGGUCAUGUAUGGGAUCUACAAUAUAAUGUUGUACGUGGUAAUUUUAUUAAACAAAGGUGACCUCACCACAAUCAGCAAAACUGAAGUAAUUAGUAUGAUGGAGGGUCAACACACAAGAACUCUGUCUUUUUCCAAGAUAAAAUCUCUGCCUCAAAUAUACCAGUAUAUCAAUGAAACUUUAAUUCCAACAAUGCAACCUGUUACAUGGUACGCGAAUUAUUCAAUUCCGGACGCCGGACUUAUGAUAGACAAUGCAAACAAAUACAUUGGUAUCGCCAGACUGAGACAACAUCGGAUGGCCCCAGUCGAUUGUGUAAUCCCCGAACUGUUAAAAUUCUUAAACACUACUUGCUGGCCAGAAUUUACUAUGGGUAAUGCCGAAUAUCGAACGUUUGGCUACCAGUGGGGUAAAUUUCACCCAAGUGACGAAUAUGAUAGAAUGAAAGAUAUAUAUUAUUAUCAGACUCAAAAGGAGACUGAAACUUUUUUAAAUUGGGGAAGGAUGGCUUCGUAUCCAGGAGGAGGAUAUGUUUCAUAUCUAGGACGCCACUUUUAUAAUUCAUACGCCAAUUUCCUGAAACUGUGGAGAGGUUUCUGGGUGGAUCACAAAACACGAGCUUUUUUUAUUGAAUUUUUGAUGUACAAUGCGAAUUAUAACGUAUUUGUGGUGGUUUCGUUGUUGUACGAGUACAGCGCUACGGGAUAUGCUGCCAAAACUAUACAGGUGGACGUGAUACGAAUGCUGUUCGUCCAAAACGAAAUGGAACACGCCACGAUGGUUUUCUUCAUUUUAUUUAGCGUCUGGUUGACGCUGCUUAUCCUGAAGUUGUUCUUCGACAUUCUUAAGAACCUUGCAACUUUCUACAAAAAAGUAUGGGUAAUGAUCGACUUUCUCAUAAUAUUUGUGAGUGUUAUCACUAUAUCCACAUUUAUACUCCGAAUGCGGAGUGUAGGAGAGUACCUUGAAAAGUUGGAAGAAGUAAAGCACAAUGAAUUCGUGAGUUACUUCAAUUUGUUGUAUGCCGAAGGAUUUCUCACACUAUUUUCUGGGAUUCUCGUCGGAGUAGCAACUAUUCGUUUGUGGAAAUUUCUGAGAUUCGGAAUAUUUUUCAGAGUUAUGGAACGCACUCUUUCGAUAGCCGCGUUUCCUCUCUUAUCUGUAACUUUCGCUUUUGCCAUCAUUUUAACAGGUUUUGGAUUUUCGGGAAUUCUGAUUUUAGGAAAUGAAUACCCUGAACUGUCCUCAUUUAUAAAAAUCGUUGCUACUCUUAUUCAAAUGGCCCUAAAGCCUGACCAAUUCGACUUAAGCGAUUAUUUAGAUUUCCAAAUUUCGUAUUGCUACUUUAGUUUUUACUUGGUGUGCAUGCAAGUGAUCCUACUUCUGUACAUCACGGUGAUCAUUAUGGCGUACGUAAAAGCUCAGUUGGAACUCUCAGUGUUACCAGACAGUUACACAGUUGGCGAUUACAUUCGAGAACGCAUGGAAUACCUCCCUGUACUAAUAAAAACCAAACUACACCGUUUGAGAGCAGGAGAAAAAGAAGACCACAUAGUAACCCCAAAAGCCGAUGAAUUUCGGUAUGCGAACUGUGUUGGAAUUGCCAAAAAACAGAUCCAAUCCAUGCGAUUCAUCGUUUCUUGCGUGGUGAGAAACAUGAGCCAAUCAGCGCAAGAGCAAGAUGAACUCACCGAGUACGAAGCAGAACUCAUGCUCGGAGUUUGUCAGUCGUUUGUUCUGGGAAAUCAGGAGCAAGACGAGUAUGAACUAUUUUUUAAGGGGCAUUUCGAGAAAGAAAGAGUUCGUCUAAUUGAUGAAAAGCGAAUUACAAAAGUUGCUGAUUUUGUUAAGUUAAUGUUCAAACAGAAAUCUGACGAACCCACAACGUCAAGAAGUGAUGUAACACUCAUUCGCUGCGUCAGACUGAUUCAUCAGAAGAAUAAUAUGCUAAGAAAGUGGAGUUUGCAGUUGAAGUUGAUGUCUUUUACGUUUGAUUCGAUUGAUCGGUUGUUACGUAAUUUGAAUUAGAAGUAAAGAUUUUUUUCAA
Zophobas morio is the source of this 6290-nucleotide messenger RNA. RefSeq lists its product as uncharacterized. The record is from RefSeq and is a predicted model, not a curated record. The transcript has 23 exons. Bases 29 to 6271 code for a protein of 2080 amino acids. Lineage: Eukaryota; Metazoa; Arthropoda; Insecta; Coleoptera; Tenebrionidae. Gene Ontology annotation, molecular function: protein binding; calcium channel activity. Gene Ontology annotation, cellular component: membrane. Gene Ontology annotation, biological process: detection of mechanical stimulus.